This is a messenger RNA of Purpureocillium lilacinum, 903 nucleotides long. RefSeq lists its product as uncharacterized. The record is from RefSeq and is a predicted model, not a curated record. NCBI's taxonomy places the organism in Eukaryota, Fungi, Ascomycota, Sordariomycetes, Hypocreales, Ophiocordycipitaceae. Gene Ontology annotation, molecular function: oxidoreductase activity.
AUGAGUGCUAUUCGAAAUGUCGCCAUUGCAGGGGCAUCCGGAGACUUGGGCGCUCCAAUCCUCAACGAACUCAUACAGUCCAACCUAUUCAACAUCACCGUCCUGACGCGCGCCUCGUCCAGCGCCGAAUUUCCAGACUCCGUUCGGGUCGUCCGCGUGGACUACUCCUCCAUCCCGGACCUGACCGCCGCGCUGGCCGGCCAAGACGCGGUCGUCUCGGUCCUAACCACCGAGGCCAUGGAGCUGCAGCUUGGCCUCAUCGAAGCAUCCACCGCCGCCGGAGUCAAGCGCUUCAUCCCCUCCGAGUUCGGCUCCGACUGCGGAAACCCAAAAGCUUCCCAGCUGCCCGUGUACCAGCCCAAGAUCGCCGUGCAUAAGGCCCUGCAAGAGCGCGCGCGGGCGCACCCGGGUUUCUCGUACACGCUGGUCCGCAACGGCGUGUUCCUGGACUGGGCCAUGAAGCGCAACUUCAUCGUCGACUUUGCGUCCGACACGCCUGCGUUCUUCGACGGCGGCGACCGCCCGUUCAGCACCACGACGCUGGCGACGGUCGGGCAGGCCGUCGUGGGAGUCCUCCGCAACCCUGACGAGACGCGCAACCGAGUGGUCUUUGUCCACGACAUGAUCAUUACGCAGCGCAAGAUACUUAAAGUGGCGCAGACCGUCGCUCCGCAGAGGAAGUGGGAUCCGGUGACUGUCAAGACGACGGACUUGGAGGCUGCCUCGCAGAAGAACUACGACAACGGCGAGUUCGACAUGAAGUCUUCGAUGGGGUUCCUUAUGCGAGCUGUUUUUGGGGAGGGGUAUGGUGGGGAGUUUAAGAACGUCGAUAAUGAGCUGCUCGGCAUCACGGGCAAGACGGAUAACGAUCUGAAGGCCCUGGUUCAGGAAGCGCUGGCUUGA